Pocillopora damicornis (cauliflower coral) is the source of this 2118-nucleotide messenger RNA. Its product is annotated as dedicator of cytokinesis protein 9. Gene Ontology annotation, molecular function: guanyl-nucleotide exchange factor activity. The record is from RefSeq and is a predicted model, not a curated record. Gene Ontology annotation, biological process: small GTPase-mediated signal transduction; positive regulation of GTPase activity. Lineage: Eukaryota; Metazoa; Cnidaria; Anthozoa; Scleractinia; Pocilloporidae.
UAUCAUCUUUAUUUACUUGCAAUACGAAAAUUUUGGACGUUAAAAAAAAACAUCACUAGACGCACAAACAGAAAAUAACUAGACAAGAAGACAGUCAAACUUUGUUUUUUAAUGCCUUAAACUCUCUUUGGCUCUUUAUGAAAUAUUUCCCCUUAUUCUGGAUUGUUACUGUUUUUUUGUUAGGGAUUUGCGGCACUUAAUCGAAAUGUGCUCGAAACUAGCCUCUUCUUGUACUAAGCGUUAUUUUGCCAAAAUAAUUUAACUGAGACACUUGCAAAUAUCUUCUUAAAAAAAAAAUUGUAAACUGCUCAAUACAGUCUAGCCAAAGUCCCCCGCAAAGUUUUGUAAAUCAACUCAGAACAACCUUCGAUGAGAAGAGUUAAUAUAGACCACUACCACUACUAUUACAACAAGUAUCACAACUGUAUCUUUAACGCCUCGUUCACUUUGAUUUUCAACAUAAUAUCAUUCAAACAAUUCAAGCUGGCCAAUAACUUUUCAUUUGAAUAAUUAGCACAAUCUUUAAAAAAUAUUAAUAUGUAUUUUUCAUUCAAGUUGCCAAUCAGAACACAAUACACAGACGCCUGUCAGUCUAAGUACUUUUUUUUUACCAUAAACGCGUCACAUUUGAUGUGAAUCACGCUCCAUCUUGACAUGAAUCCCGAAAUAACCGUUCAACCGCAAACUUUCAUUUCGCGUUAAUAAAACAUGACAAGGGUAUGAGUGGGGAUUUUAAAGGUCAAAUGCUCUCCACCAUCAUUCUUAAACUUGUAAAUUUUUAAUUUAGUUUGAAAAGAAAGAAUUAGGGCUUUCUUGUGAGCAAAUAUAAUUAUGAACUUAAGGUGAUUCUUUUUUCCAUUUCCGCUUCUUAUUGCUCAUGACAAAUUACUCUUAAAUAAAUUCUGUAAUUUUUUUUCUUGAACUUACAAAAACAAAACCAGAGGUGGUAUUUUUAAUGGAAACUUUCACGACUUGGCCAAAUUUGUUUAUUUAUCCGUCUACGAAAGUUUUCAUUCCAAAUUUAGCCUUUCACCAAGAAGAAAACAACACACGUCAGAGUGUGGUCGCGGAACAUGAGAUAAGCUUGCCAGAGCGCAAUACUUUGAUGAAGCGGAGAGGAAGUCAGCAAGACUUAUGUUUGACCUGUUUCAAUUUGUUGUUCUCAUUGUCCACUAAUAUUGGUCCCUCCGCAUUUUAAUCCAUGCCUUUUGAUGUAUAUUGACAAACUGUGAAGUGUUUGUCAUAAAUCAUAACGUUGAAAAGACUUAUCUCCAUGAAACUGUAGAUAAACAUCCACGAUUUUGCAUCUCGUUUAUGAUCCGAUUACAAAAACCCUCGCGCCAGGAGACGAGGAAAUAAGAAGAGAAAGCUAUGGAGGAAUGCGAAAAUGGCACCUGUAAUGAAGGUUCUCUGUUGGCUGUUCCUUCUCCGGCAGUCGGCAUCAAGUCUCGUUCUUACUCCGACACUUCCAUCUUCAAACAUAUUCCUCAGAAACCACGCGGCAAUUCACAUAGCGCUGUCGAUGACAACAUCCAAAUUUCGCCUCCCCCGAUUUUUUCGUCGGAAAGUGGUCGCGACGAACCAGUUCUGAAUGAAAAUUCUACAUUGAAAUCGGCGAAGCGAAAGAUUUCGCGACCUCGUUCUCCAUUCACCUCCGAAAAGGCUUUUGAUCUUUUGUCCAAGCUUGCCAAGACAGACUUUGUCGCCAAAGUUACUUCAAGCAGUCCAAAAUUAAAUUCAAGACGAACGAAAUCGAAAAGUAGAGAAAAUGAAACGGUGUUUCUUGUGGAAAAUAUUCAGGAUGGCCAGGAUUCAGCGCUUAAGGAAGUCGUAACCGGAAUUCUACCGAUAAGCUACGAAGAUGAAAUCGUGCAAAAGCGGACGCAAAUCCUGAGAGAUCCACUACAGAUCUUGUUGGUGUUUCCCGAGGACGAUGUUGUGGCCUUUACUAUUCCUCGGCAACUGCGGACUAUACACCCUACAGUGCCAGGUGAUGCUCUCACCCAAGCAUCCAACUUAUUUACAAGAGAGUGUAUCAGAUUCUACACGGCAAACUGGAGCUGUAUUGAGAACAAGUAUUCAAGCUAUGGAGGAAGUUAUCUUAAACUUCCCAGGUAA